AUGACGUGCGGCUCUGGUCACAACAGCUAUCAGAAAGAUGCGAAAGCAUGCCACAAGAUGAUGGCGGCUAAUCAAAACGAUUAUUUUGACGACAACGACGGUCACGACGAUGAUGAUGAUGAUGAUGAUGAUGAUGAUAAUGGCAGCGGUGAUGAUCAGAUGAUCUGUUUAUAUUUCAAGAGGGAAAAAAUUGUCAUGAACUGA
Messenger RNA from Gongylonema pulchrum, 204 nucleotides. Lineage: Eukaryota; Metazoa; Nematoda; Chromadorea; Rhabditida; Gongylonematidae. The record is from the annotation of a GenBank genome assembly.